Trichomonas vaginalis G3 is the source of this 378-nucleotide messenger RNA. Its product is annotated as hydroxyacid-oxoacid transhydrogenase protein. The coding region runs from base 1 to 378 and encodes 125 amino acids. NCBI's taxonomy places the organism in Eukaryota, Parabasalia, Trichomonadida, Trichomonadidae. The transcript has a single exon. The record is from RefSeq and is a predicted model, not a curated record. Gene Ontology annotation, molecular function: metal ion binding; butanol dehydrogenase (NAD+) activity.
AUGAAUAUUGAAGACGGAACCUACAUGUGGGACAUGGUCAAAUACUGGAAGCAUCCAUCGAAGGCCACACCAAUUGGCACAGUCAUGACAAUACCUGCAACAGGUUCAGAGUGGAACAACGGCGCUGUCAUCUCUCACAGAUCGACGAAAGAGAAACUUCCACUCAUCAACAACUUGUCCUCUGUAAAUCAACAUACAUGCAUGUUAUAUACAUUAGAGUUCCAUUGGCUUGACAUUAUAAUAUUACUACUAUGUGAGAUACAAACAGGAAAUAUUCUAUUCUUUGAAUCAAAAACAUUCUUGUUGAAUCAAAUAUCGAUCUGUUAUGCCCAUGUAUACAUCACAAUGACAAAUGAUAGAGAUUAUAUUUUAUUCUAA